CGAGAGGGAAGCUUGUUAAGAGCCAAACAUGAAGGGGGGGAAGCCUACAGGAAAUGAGCUCUCCAUCCUGCAGUUAAAUCUGACCUCUUGGCUCACGAUCAAAUGUUCUUCCAUCCAAAUACCAUAGCGUCUCUGUCCUGGGCACGGGCUGAGGGAGGGACAGAGGGAAAAGAGGGAGGGAGAGUGGGCACUUCCCCAGCCGUCUGUCUACGAUUUACAGAUAUACAGGGAGGGAGAGAGAGCGAGUCCUCGAAACCACCUCCUGCUUCACACAGAGAGAACAACACGUCCCCCUCUGCCACCAACAUCCACAUACUCCUACUGAUGCCGUGAGAUGGAUCUAAAACGUCUGAUGUGCCAUGUCCAGCAUUCCUCAGACACACAGAUGUCUCUUCUUCACUCCCACUCCUUCACUCGAGGGCAAUGAGGUGAAAAAAACCAGGGACCUAUUAAUAGCUGGAUGCCGGACAAAGCUGAUGGACAGUGCUGAAGUGAAACUCUUGUCCAGCAUGAUUUAAAUCCUGCCUUUACUUCUGUUCUUUCUUCUCUGAGCCUAAGCUUAGACUUCAGUGGAAUACUUCCAGCUCUGGUUUAGGGUGGAAACAGCCUUUCCUAUUUGACGGUGCAGUUUUUUUCCCCCCUUGCUCACGUAAUUGCUUGCGUAUUAGCACUAAUUGGAGGUAGGAGGUUAUUGGAACUUACUGGAUCAGCCCACGAUGGAAUGGAGCGUGUGGGGUGCAGGAGCUGAGGAGACCUCCCUGUGCCUGGCUGACGAGUUCUGGAGACCUUAUUUCGCCUCAGCUCCACUCUUAGACCUUCAUGUACGACAAGAGAGGCUAGCGUAUUCAGACUCGGCUCAGCUUCUCUAACAUAUUAAACCUCAGCACAGCUUCUACGGAUCUUCAUGCUCUCUAGUUCGAUUGAUUUCCUUUUAGGAUGCGGCGCUUUGCCAAGCUCAAAAAAACCUUCCCGUUUCUUGCACAUUUCCAUGUGUACAAAAAGCUUGGCAGCGGUAUGCAGUGUGAAGAAGGCACUGAGUGGCUUCUGGAGCUGCUGAUGGAGGUGCAGCUGCAGCAGUAUUUCCUGCGCAUCCGCGACGACCUUAACGUCACGCGCCUGUCUCACUUCGACUACGUCAAGAACGAAGACCUCGAGAAGAUCGGCAUGGGCCGGCCCGGACAGAGACGGCUGUGGGAGGCGGUGAAGAGGAGAAAAGCGAUGUGCAAACGCAAGUCUUGGAUGAGUAAGGUGUUCAGCGGGAAGAGGCCAGACGGAGAUUUCCAGCCGCAGGCGACCAGCACUUUCCGGAAGCUUUCGAGCACUCCUCCGCCUGUGGACGGUCAGCAGCAGGCGCUCACCUGCCUGAUCAGUGAGAAGGAGCUGGUGCUGUGCGAGAAGCUCGGAGAUGGAUCGUUCGGCGUGGUGAAGCGUGGAGAGUGGGUCACCCCAGGGGGAAAAGUGUUAAACGUAGCAGUAAAAUGUCUAAAGACGGACGUCCUGAAUCAGCCGGACGCUCUGGACGACUUCAUCCGCGAGGUCAACGCCAUGCACUCGCUCGACCACCAGAACCUCAUCCGCCUCUACGGAGUCGUCCUCACUCACCCCAUGAAGAUGGUGACGGAGCUGGCUCCUCUUGGCUCUUUGCUGGAUCGCUUGCGGAAGACCCAGGGCCACUUCCUCAUCUCUACACUGUGCCAAUACGCCAUCCAGAUCGCUAACGGUAUGGCCUACCUGGAGACCAGGCGCUUCAUCCACCGCGACCUAGCUGCCCGCAACAUUCUGUUGGCCUCAAACGACCUCGUCAAGAUCGGGGACUUCGGCCUGAUGAGGGCGCUGCCCAACAACGACGAUCAUUACGUCAUGCAGGAGCACCGCAAGGUCCCUUUUGCCUGGUGUGCCCCAGAGAGCCUGAAGACACGCACCUUUUCCCAUGCCACGGACACAUGGAUGUUCGGGGUGACCCUGUGGGAGAUGUGCACCUACGGUCAGGAGCCGUGGCUCGGCCUCAACGGCAGUCAGAUCCUCCAUAAGAUAGACAAGGAAGGUGAGAGGCUUCCAAAGCCCGAGGACUGUCCCCAGGACAUCUAUAAUGUCAUUCUGCAGUGCUGGGCGCAGAAACCCGACGACAGGCCUACAUUCGUGGCUCUAAGGGAGUUCCUGGUGGAGACCAUGCCAACGGACAUGAGGGCGCUGCAGGACUUCGACGAGCCUGACAAACUGCACAUCCAGAUCAACGACGUCAUCACCAUCAUCGAGGGCAGGGCGGAGAAUUAUUGGUGGCGAGGGCAAAACAAGCGCACGCUGAAGGUGGGGCAGUUCCCCAGGAACACAGUUACCUCCGUAGCCGGACUGUCGGCUCAUGACAUCAGCCGGCCACUGAAGAACAGCUUCAUCCACACGGGCCAUGGAGACACCAAUCCUCACCGCUGCUGGGGCUUUCCAGAUCGGAUCGACGAUCUGUAUCUGGGAAACCCCAUGGACCCUCCGGAUGUCCUCGGGCUGGAUCUGAAUGCUCCCAGGCCCACGCAGCUUCCUGGGCGAGCCAAAAAGCCGAACUAUGACCCAGUUACCGAGGAUGAUGACCUGACGUCCUCCGGCCUGAGGCGCCUCUCGUUAAAAAAGCCCACCACAAAGGGCCUGAAACUGAAGCCAUCAGCUUGGGUUUCAGCCACAAAGCUGAGCGAUCGUUCUGUUUAUGGCCUCCGAACUCCAGGAGGUGGCACUCCCACUGAGGUCUCUCUUAUAGACUUUGGAGAGGAAAUGUUCUCUUCUACGCCCUCUCCUGUUGUAGAGUCCCAGGUCCCUAGUCUCUCUAGACUGGCUCUGGAAGCAGAUAAUAUCUUGGACUGUACCCCACCCCAGAGUCCGUUCCGGUCUCUGCCUCGGCCGCUCCACCCCACCCCGGUGGUAGACUGGGACUCGAGACCUCUCCCUCCUCCUCCAUCGUAUGAUGACGUAGCUCAGGACGAAGAUGACAUCGAGGUGAGCUCAAUCAACAGCACAGAGAUAAGAGAGUCUGAUGAACCGUGUGCCCCUUACAUUCCUGCAUAUGAGGAUAAACUCCGGGUAGAGGAUGAUCUGUUCCUCCCCAGCAGACAGAGCCGGUCUCGCACCUUCUCGCAAUCGGCCGAGAUCUUCCAGGAGCUACAGCAGGAGUGCAUGAAGCGUCUGAACGUCCCUGUAGGCUCCAUAAGUCCUGAUCCCUACCGCCAGAUCUUCCUGUCCACCUGUGAGGACAAGCCCCAGGUCCCACCUCGAGUCCCGAUUCCACCUCGACCUCCAAAAAGCACAGGAAGCGACUGUGCCCGCUGGUCACGUGACCUCUCUCCUGCCUCGUGCGGCGAGGACGAAAAGGAGCGUCCACCUCAGAUCCCUCCGAGGGAUCCGCUGUCUCAACCGGGCUCUCGUACGCCCAGCCCCAUGAACCGUACCACACACUACCUCUCAACCUCACCGGGCAAAUUGAUGCCCACUACACAGAGCUUUGCCUCUGACCCUAAAUACGCUGCACCCAAAGUCAUCCAAGCCCAGGGCAAAGACAAGGAAGCAGCCAAAGGACCCUGCAUACUGCCCAUCGUCCGAGACGGCAAGAAAGUGAGCAACACGCACUAUUACCUGCUGCCUGAGAGGCCCACGUACUUGGACCGCUACGACAAAUUCUUCAAAGAGGCUGAAGAGGAAGAGAGAAGGCCAAUCAACACAGCGACAGUCAGACCCAUGAUGCAACAGCAGGGAGACACAAAAUCAAACUUUUCCUGCAAUAAUAACAGCAGUCUUCCAGCCAGAGCAGGCAUCAGGAACUCCCUGAGUCUAAUCAAAGUGAGCACCGAAGGGUCGGGCAGCAGGGUGGAAGGAGCGGCUAAUCCUGAAAGAGUUAAACUGCUUCAGGUGCAGGAGGCGGUGCAUGGAGUGACGAUUGAGGAGUGUCAGACGGCGCUGCAGAACCAUAGCUGGAACGUGCAGAAGGCUGUGCACUAUCUGAAGGUAGAGCAGCUCUUCUGUCUGGGUCUGAAGUCCAGGGUGGAGUGUCACAAGAUCCUGGAGAUGUGUGACUGGAACCUGGAGCUGGCCAGCACUCAGAUUUUAGACUCUUACGGCUCAGUCAAACAGAGGAGAUGAAGAAACUCCACAGACGAGCACGUCUUCAUCUUCGUUCUCGUCCUCAAACCAUCAGAGACUGGACAGGGUAUCUAGAAAUACACUAGGAACCAUGAACGAGCCCCACCCCCCCACCCCGCCCCCCUCCGUGCGCGUCUUCCUCCAGAAGCCCUUCUCAAGGUGCACUUCUUCAGAGUUCAGAGGUCAAACGUCCACUGAGUUUUAUUUGCUCUCUGUCUUGAACAGAAGAAAAGGUUGAAACCAAAGUGCUGCUGGUCCGUUCAAAAUGUUUUUUGUUUUUUUUAUAUAUAUAUAUUUUAUACAGAGAUUUAUUUGAUAAAUAAUAAAAGGAGACUAUUAGAUGGGAACUCGGAGAGAGAGUGUAAAAGUAAUGUAUAUAUUUUCAGAGUUUAUAUGUUGUUGUUUUUUUUUUAAUGUACCUUUAUUUCACUUGACUGCAACAAGUUUAUUGAAAUGGUUUGUGUUGUGUUCUGUCCUUCUUUAUUUUUAUUUGUCCCCACUGUUCCUUACAUAUAGAUAUAAUAUACAUUCUCCCUAUUUUCCCUGACCCUGUGUUUACACUAGCUAGAGACCAGAAGUUCCCUACUUCCUUCAAAUUGCAUCAGAUUUCCAACAAUGAUUCAAAUUAUCUGUGACGUCGAAUGCAGUUUCCUUGAAUAAGACGUUCUUCUCGUACCUUUUACCCCUAAUCGCUGCUCUCUGAUGUCAUCAGUGACUCCUCCCACUCCUGAACACUCCCUGCGGUUGUAUAUCUCAGCGCUCUGAAUAGUUUGUUACAGUUCAUAAAUAUGACAUUUAUUAAAGCAGCUAGCUAAUUUCUGCCUAGCUAGCUUCUCCUAGAUACUACUUCAGUGCGAGUGCUGUUGAGAUACACUGAUGUCAACACUUGGAAGUGAUUGGUUGAUGUGAAUGCUGUGACAUGUCCUUCAUUAGUGUGUAAACACAGGGUUAAACUGAAAGGGUAAACAGACAGCUCACACUUCCUCCAUGUGCCUCCGUGUGCUUUACCGUACACCUCCAGGUCUCCAGACCGAACAGCACUAGUGAGAGAGUGGAGAUGUUUAAAAUGCUACAGCUGACCGUUCCAUGGACAGCGCAUUCACACCGCACAGAACUCAAGUACUUUAAUAUGGUGCAGUUUUCAGAAGCACAAUCCAGUGGCCUUAAAGGAAUACUCCAGCGUUUUUCAGCCGUAUAGAAGAACUGAGGGCAUGAAGCCUUUAUUAUUGCCACACAUACAUUACAGCGGAAUUCUUUUCUUUACAUAUCCCAGCUGAGGUCAGAGGGCAGGGGCAGCUUAUGAUACAGUGCCCCUGGAGCAGAGAGGGUUAAGGGCCUUGCUCAACAGUGGAGCUUGGUGGUGCUGGGGCUUGGACCCUGAUCCUCCAAUCAACAACCCAGAGCCUUAACCACUUGAGCCACCACUGCCCUUAUCUGUAGUGUGUGCGUGUGCGAUUAGAACCGACACGGAUCCUUCAUGUGUUCACCUGAAAACUUGAUAAAAUCUUAUAAUUAUAUAAUUAAGUAUAAUUAAGUGACAGCUGUUAAAUAGCGUCAACACGCUUUAUAUGAAAUGAUGUGAACUAAGCUGCAGUUACAUUACAUUUUAACUCGUGCGUUCUUAUCGAGCCUUAUCCAUUUUGUCGGUAGAAACGACUCGAGACUCUUUUACGCUACAGACGUGAUAGAUAAAGGCGAGGUCGGAAAACACUGGUGGAGUAUUCCUUUAAUUCAGAACUGAAAUCUACAUGCUGUUACACCGUGAUCGUUUGCACUCACUUCCUUUAGGUUGCUUUCACACAUUUAUUUCCCCUUAUUUCUUGUUUUAAAUUACCAGCAGAUGUAUUAAACGUAACCUGAUGGUUAUAACGGUUGCUUUUAAACGCACAGCGGAGCCUCCAGAUAUUUUGAAGAGUGAUGCUAAGCACUUUUUGUUUUCUGACAUCACAAGAUGGAAAAUAUGUCUGGAGUUCAAGCAAGCAACAAGCAAAUCCUCAUCUCCAGAGCUACACCGAUCUUGCGUUAUUGAUGAUAUCCAAGCUAAUCUAACCAGUGCUGAUACUUGGCUCUUAGGACUGCUCAUGGAUACAGCCUGUAUGUGUACAUGUAUCAUGUUGUUUAAAGUAUUUCCCUCCCUGUAGACAGGAAUCUGGCACCCUGAGAUGCUCUUCUAGGUCCCUCCCAGGUAUUUUCCCACCGGCUUUACGGUAAUAAUCGCUUGGACCUAGCUGAAGCAUACCAUACAAUCGAGCCGAUAAAGCAAUCUCGCAGGCAUUGUGCAGACGACUCCUUCAGUCUUGGACUCGUUUCUUUCCCCUGACAGCGUGCAUUGUGUCGGUAUCCAGUCCUGAAUAAUCAAAGUAGACACCCUGAUCAAACACAUUAUUAUCAUUAGCCUCCAUUAUGCUGUAUGUUAAUGAGACUGAAAUGACCUUGAGGUGUUGUUUUCUCACGCCGUUCUCCCGCUCCAGCUUCAUCGUGUUUGCUCUUCCUGUAUUUUACUGUCUUUAAAUUCUGUCAAAGGUAUGUCCAUGCAGAUAUCAACUUUAUAUACAUUAUAUAUAUAUAUAUAUAUAUAUAUAUAAAUACAUAUUUUUUAUUAAAAAUUAACGAUUUUUAUCUUUUUCUAUAA
Molecule: messenger RNA, 6751 nt
Organism: Hemibagrus wyckioides
Lineage: Eukaryota; Metazoa; Chordata; Actinopteri; Siluriformes; Bagridae
Gene: tnk2b
Product: tyrosine kinase, non-receptor, 2b
Exons: 14
Coding region: 937-4119 (1060 amino acids)
Biological process (GO): negative regulation of epidermal growth factor receptor signaling pathway; regulation of keratinocyte differentiation; signal transduction
Cellular component (GO): extrinsic component of cytoplasmic side of plasma membrane
Molecular function (GO): protein tyrosine kinase activity; ATP binding; protein binding
Source: RefSeq, a predicted model, not a curated record